CAGAUCUCUUAUACGUAAAAAAUGAAGAUUUAUUGCAAAAGGGUCAUAAAACUUUUUUUUUUUUUUUUUUGUAAAGGACCAAAAAAACCAUUUCUUCCGUUCGAAUCUCAUUUACGUAAAUAUUUAUUAAUCCCUUUUGCAGAAAGAAGUACAGAUGAUGUAAAACCAAAAUUAAUAAGGACAAUAUAUAUUCCUCAAUCAAAUUGUUUUCUAUAGAAAAUCUGAUAAAUUAGAAGUAAACAACAAAUCCCCUCAGGUUACAUACGUAACCGCGUUUCUUUUUCUCCUUAGAUUACUACAAGUAGUUUCAAUGAAACAACUAAAGAAAGAGGCCUAUAAAAGGUGUAAUGAUCUGUAUACUUAAGCAUAACAAGGGAAGAAGAUCUGGUACAUAAAAUAAAAGCUUCACGUUUUUCAUUUGUGUAGGAUUCAAUUAAUUCUCAAUAUCUUGAAAUAUUGAAUUUAAAAGCAUAUAGUUUAUUUGAUCAAAUGGAUAAAGUACCCGAUCAAAUGGCAUAUGGGGUACCUGUGGCACCCCUAGUUAGUGUUGUAGGGGAUUGUUUUUGUGUACCUUAUCAGAUUGACUUGAUUGUGAAGAAAAAGAUAAGAGGAGUCACAGAUGCACAUAUUGAUGUAUUAGAUAUCACUGGUAAUUUGCUUUUCCAACUUGAUGGCAGUCUUUGGCAACUUAACAAGAAAAGAAUCAUGCGUGAUCCAGCAGGCCUUCGAAUUCUCACCAUGAGGGAAAAGGCAAUGACAUGUCGACACAGGUGGACAGUUCAUGGAGGGGAAAGUUCAGAUGCAAGCCAUAUGCUGUAUAGCGUGCAGCGAUCUAAUGCCCUUCAGAUGAAAACUCGACUAGAUGUUUUCUUGCCAAGCAAUGCCAUUGAAGAUGUCCCUAAUUUCCAAGUUAUUGGAUCUUAUCAUUCUCACUCAUUCAAAGUGUACAGAGACCAAACUCUUCUUGCUGAGGUGAAUGACAACUUCAAACUAGGAAGCUUUCUAUGGAAAGGCAAGGAAAGCUUUCAAGUCAGAGUUUAUCCUGGAGUGGAUUAUGCAUUUAUCAUCGCACUUCUUGUGAUCCUUAACGAAAAUGAUGUCUAGAAGACGUGUUAUAUGUGCUUGUAAUUGGUAGUCUUUUUGGUGGCUUCUUGUGAUACUUCAAUCUACUUGUGUGAGAGAGGAUGCGAAUAUAUUUAGUCCUACUAAAUACGGAGUUGCGAUUGUUCUUGAUGACACGUGUCCUUACAUUCAGAAAGUUUUAAUUAUGUCCAUUCUAUUUGUCUCACAAGUAUUCCCUCCGUCCAA
This is a messenger RNA of Lycium ferocissimum, 1308 nucleotides long. RefSeq names its product protein LURP-one-related 14-like. The transcript is spliced from 3 exons. The record is from RefSeq and is a predicted model, not a curated record. NCBI's taxonomy places the organism in Eukaryota, Viridiplantae, Streptophyta, Magnoliopsida, Solanales, Solanaceae. Bases 490 to 1104 code for a protein of 204 amino acids.